AUGGCAACGUCAAAUCCCGCUCCUAUGGUCUCGGAGGCUAUAGACGGGGACCCCACCGCAACCGAAGUCGCAACCUCGUGCUUGGAUUUCCUUCUCAUAGAACUGGUACCAAUGGCUUACCGGAUAACAGCUGAUCUGGCCGCCAAGGAGCAGGACUAUCUGUCUGGACCGGGCGCAUCGAAAGCAUCGCAGCACGAGAAGAAGGAUGUUGACAACGAUACGAGUAGUACAAUAGCAGGGGGCGGAGGGUUGCGAGGCGGUGGUACAGCCACUGUUGUAGACGAGGAGGAGGCAAGGGAGGCGGUAUUCCACAGGCUGGAGGCGUUAGGAUACAGAGUCGGCCUGGGUGUUGUUGAACGGUACGUUUCAAGAACACAUCCUCGGCCCACGUCGCCCCUCGCGACUAUCAAGUUUCUCUGCAAAGACCUGUGGACCCUCCUCUUCCGCAAACAAAUUGAUAACCUCAAGACCAACCACCGCGGCAUAUACGUCCUAACGGACAACACCUUCAAGCCCCUCACACGCAUGUCCUUCGACACUAUCAAGCACGCGCCCACCGCGCACGCAACCGCUACGACCACGCUCUCUGAUCGCAUAAACGCCGCGGGGGAAAAGGGCGUGGAGUAUGGGGAUAUGGCGGCGUUUGGGGGUGAUGCGAACUCAAUCAGCAGAGCACAACCUUUCCUGUACUUCCCCGCCGGCGUGGUGAGGGGUUGUCUCGCAGGACUAGGCGUCGAAGCGAGCGUGAGCGCAGAGACUAGCGGGUUACCCGGCGCAGUAUUCCAGAUACGGACGGUGGGAGCGAAGGCUUAA
Molecule: messenger RNA, 813 nt
Organism: Paraphaeosphaeria sporulosa
Lineage: Eukaryota; Fungi; Ascomycota; Dothideomycetes; Pleosporales; Didymosphaeriaceae
Product: transport protein particle component
Exons: 2
Coding region: 1-813 (270 amino acids)
Biological process (GO): endoplasmic reticulum to Golgi vesicle-mediated transport; regulation of GTPase activity
Cellular component (GO): TRAPP complex; cis-Golgi network; trans-Golgi network
Source: RefSeq, a predicted model, not a curated record